Messenger RNA from Talaromyces rugulosus, 1230 nucleotides. RefSeq lists its product as uncharacterized. The transcript has 4 exons. NCBI's taxonomy places the organism in Eukaryota, Fungi, Ascomycota, Eurotiomycetes, Eurotiales, Trichocomaceae. Gene Ontology annotation, molecular function: protein binding. Bases 1 to 1230 code for a protein of 409 amino acids. The record is from RefSeq and is a predicted model, not a curated record.
AUGGCAUCGUCUCCGACCCAGUUGAACGAAGAGCCAGCGCCAGAAUUGGAUCCAAAAUUACUUGCGACUUGUGAAGCUUCAGAGGUUCCCGUUUCGUCAGACUCGCGAGACGGUUCAUCUGGCAUACACGAUACAGCAGACUCCAAUUAUUUUAAGCAUGCAGAAUGGACCCCGGAUGGUACCACCGUGGUCACCAACUCUGCAGACAACCAUAUUCGAACGUUUAUUCUGCCACCUGAUCUCCUAGAAGAGAGGGAGCAGCCGCUGCAGCUGGAGCCGUACUCGACGAUACCCUCUACGGAGCCGGUAUAUGCCACGGCAAUCUAUCCUUUUUUUUCUCUUCAAGACCCAUCCACCACUCUCGUUGUUUCUUCAGUGCGCGAUCAUCCCAUAAGGCUGUCAUCAGCUUUGGCGCCACAGACGCUGGGAACAUAUUCGCUAGUAAAUCCAACUACCGAAGCCUUUAUCACACCACACUCCAUCCUUUACCCAUCCCAUCUCGGCGGGUCACAUUUUAUCACCGGAUCGGAUAGCCUUAUCUGUAUUUUUGACGUUUCUCGACCAGGAAAUGAGGGACCAGUCACUAGACUUCCAACCAUACCGAGUAAACGGAAGCAGAUUGUCGGCGGCGGCGUGGGCAUGAAAGGCAUCGUUUCCGCAUUAGCCAUGAACCCUGCUGGAGAUGGGAUCCUAGCAGCCGGCACAUUCACGAGACAUGUUGCACUUUAUGGGUCGAGAGGAAGCGGAGAGCUUAUUGGAACGUUUUGCAUCGCCAAAACAGAGGCGGAUAAACAUAUCGGCGGUAGUGGGAUCACGCAGCUUUUGUGGAGUCCUUGUGGAAGAUAUCUAUAUAUUGCAGAGCGCAAGAGUCAGGGAAUGCUAAUAUACGACAUCCGAGUUACCGGCCAGCUCUUGGGAUGGCUAGAGGGACGAGAAGCUCUUACCAACCAGCGCAUGAAAGCAGACGUUGUUGCCACGGGCGAACAGGAGUCUCAUGAAAUAUGGGCAGGAGGAACAGAUGGGGCUGUCCGAGUUUGGAGCAAUCCAUUUGCUUCCAUAGGUGCUCAGAAACCCCAAUACGAGUUCAGCAUGCAUGGCGACCCAGUUACAAGCUCAGUCCUGCAUCCGGGGAGCAGCGUUCUGGCGACAUGCUCCGGCCAGAAGCAAUUUCCCGACUAUGAACAAGGACGCCAGAAAUACGACAAUAGUCUCAAGAUAUGGUCCCUGUAA